Messenger RNA from Symbiodinium sp. CCMP2456, 2892 nucleotides. Lineage: Eukaryota; Dinophyceae; Suessiales; Symbiodiniaceae. The record is from the annotation of a GenBank genome assembly.
AUGGCCAUGCUGCAAGCCAGGAGCAAGAUCAAGGCCAACUGCACUGGAAGCAGGUGUGGCCGGGAGCGCCCCAUCUCCGUGCUACAAAGGAACAAUCGAACGUCGGAGUCUAUCCCGGAGUUCCAAAUCCAGGAGGACGGGACCUGGAACACAUACUUUCUGCCGGGGGCGACCGUCCACGACAAGAGAGCUGUCACAUAUGGCAUCAAUGACAAGUACUACCUCAAGAAGCUCCGCACUGCGGACAACUCGGAGGCGCAGAACUUCAAAAUGCUCCAGUUGCCGGGCAAGACCCUGAUCGUUGAAGUAGACCUCAAUGGUGCCGGCUGCGGCUGCAAUGUGAACUUCUUCCUCGUCUCGAUGCCUGCUGCACAGCCUGGCGAGUAUGGGGAUUACUACUGUGAUGGCAAUGGGGUGGGCGGCAAUUUCUGCCCCGAGUUCGACACUAAUGAGAUGAACCAGCACGCGCUUCAGAUCACAAACCACAACUGCUGGGAGCCUUGGAGCAGGCAGACGUGCGACGGCGAUGGUGAUCCAGAGAUGAAGUUCUACCCUGGCGAGUUCGGGCCAGGAGACGGGAACAAGAUUGACACCAAUCAGAAGUUCUUCUUUUCAGUUCAGAUGAAGGAGGUGAUUCACGGAGAUUCGGAUCCGGCCAACCACCUCAUCGUGGAAACCAGGGCUUGGCAGGGGCCGGGCCGUGUUAUCAAGAAGCAGAUGGGCGGUGUCAACUCACCCAUGAAUGGCAUGUGGGGAAAUCUCGCCAAGGGCAUGGUCUUGGUCAUCGACUAUUGGGAGAGCCAGGACCUGACAUGGCUGGAUGGUGCAGCGUGCCAUGCCCCUUCUUACUGCAGUGGGAACAAGGCCACAAUUAGCAACAUGCAGCUGAUCAAGAACGACCACCCAUCGCUGUCGGCGAGCUGCCCGGCGCAGGAGGGCUACAGUUGUGACUGGGCCGACCAAGAAGGUGCUUGUGACAAUGAUGAUGCGACGGAGGGCUGGUGUCGGUGCUGCUGCACCAAAUGCAGCUUGGUCGGCCUGCUGUUCGAGUUCUGCUCGGGAGGGCACCUUCUCAACUUCCUCGACAAGCAUGAGGGGAGGCUUUCCGAGAAGCUUAUCGUGGAGACUUUGUCCGAAGUCGUGGCAGGAGUCGCCGUGCUGCACAGCUUUCUGCCACCAGUGCAACAUCGCGACUUGAAAGUGGAGAACGUGCUUCGGGGCAGCGACGGACAUUGGAAGCUCUUGGACUUCGGCUCAUGGAGCGACGAGCGCCUCGAGCCGGGAAGCCUGGACAAGCCAGCUCUGUCGGCCCUACAGGAGCAGAUCGACAAGUAUACGACCAUGAUCUAUCGGCCACCGGAGAUGGUUGACUUCUUCGCGGAGUUUCCGAUCUCAGAAAAGGUCGACGUGUGGAUGAUCGGCUGCAUCCUGUACACCUUGAUGUUUUACAGGCAUCCGUUCCAAGACGAGUCGCCCCUGGCCAUUGCCAAUGCUCGCUAUCCCUGGCCGUCUACGCCGGAGCAUUCCGAGAAGCUGCGGGAUCUUACACACUGGCUCCUGGCGAGGGAUCCCUCCCAUCGCCCGGACGCCGCAUCGCUCCUGUCGCUGCUGGUCUGCUUCGAUGAGGCAGAGGUAACUCCGCCCAAAGCCGUCCUCGAGAAGUCGGAGAAGUUUCGCCGGCUCUACGAGCCCGGCAAGUCCUGCCGAGAGCCGCAGUCGCCCAGCGCUGGCAGCGAUGCCCUGGCCGGCGACAGUGAACGGAAGAGGUCUAAACCGCACAAGCACCGGCAGACCUCCAAGAAGAAGGCACAGGCAGAAACACUGCCCGAUGAGGGAUGGCCUGCUGCGGUGUCGUCCGAGCUUCAGUGGGCCAACUUUGAUGGCUUCCACCAGGAGCCUUCGUCGGCGGGUUCAGCAUCGCCCAGUCGCUCGGAAGCGCCGGGGCGCGGUGCCUGGGCCCACUUCGAGGAGGAACGGACACGGCCCAUGGAGGUUGCACCGGAUCCUGUGAGUGCAUCAAUUCCACCGGAUCCCUGGUCAGCAUGGAGCAGCCCAACGCACGAACCCUCCACUGGUUCCCAGUCGCCGGUCAAGGCUCCAAACGUCGUUGUCAAGCCACCGGACUGGGCAGGAAGAGGUGGCGUUGCCUCGGAACGCACAGAUGCUGGGUGGCCACUCGACUCAGUCGAGGUGUCCGCCUGGCCGGAGCAGGAGAUGCAGCUUGGUGAAUGUUACCACGUCGACAUGGUGUCUACGAAUGCCGCCUUCUUGAUGUGGCUUGCAGGCCUUGUCUAUGCCUUCGUGACACCCUGGACAGUUGCUGAACACGCACAUAAAGCUUGGAUUAUCAUGCUGUGCGCCUUCUGUAAUUUCUUCGCGGUGGCCACCACACGAUUCAACGACUCGGGCUUCACUAGUGGAUUGGCAUUCUGGCUUCCACCCUUCUUUUUUUGUAACUUCCUGCUGCUCCUCGGGGGUGCGCUGCCCACCAUGUUGGUCGGAGGAUGCCUUUCUGGGUAUUUCGUAUCAUCAAGUCAGACCGCACCUGUAACGAUUGCUGUGGCCAGCCUGGUGGCCCUGGCAGCGCUCUUCUUUUACGAUGUCUGGGCCUGGCUACCCAACGUGGGCUGUCUGGGCGGUGCCGGGAGUUCGGAAGGCUUCGACAGCUCUUACCAGCGGGCCGGCUUGCUUCCGACUGCUUUUGCAGUACCCUUCGUGUUGUCGGCAUCCCUCACGCCACUGCUGAACGCACUAGACCUGCCCAUCAUGCAGACUGCAGGCCAGGCGCCAGACAACUGGGAAAUCAACUGCUUCUCAUGUGUCUCGGUCUGUCUGGGAUCCGAGCCCCGCCAGCCCUUCAAGACGGAGGCGCGACAUGGCGCUGGGCGCUAG